AGCCGGCGCCAGACCGACCCUAGGCUUCGGCGAGGCAGUGCGGUUCCGCUGGGCGCUGCCGCACUACCUCAAGCUCCUGCUCCGACUCCGGCUGGGGCUGCUUCCUCCGAGUCGCGAUCUCUCGGUGUAUGUUCCACAUCUGACCGGACAAGAGAUAUGUCUACCCCGGCCCGGCGCCGUCUUAUGAGAGACUUCAAAAGGUUGCAAGAAGAUCCUCCAGCUGGAGUGAGCGGUGCUCCUUCUGAGAACAACAUAAUGGUCUGGAACGCGGUCAUUUUUGGGCCUGAGGGCACUCCAUUUGAAGAUGGAACAUUUAAGCUUACAAUCGAAUUCACUGAAGAAUACCCGAAUAAACCACCGACUGUCAGAUUUGUCUCUAAAAUGUUUCAUCCCAAUGUUUAUGCUGAUGGUAGCAUAUGUUUGGAUAUACUGCAAAACCGCUGGAGUCCGACUUAUGAUGUGUCUUCUAUUUUAACAUCCAUCCAGUCUCUGUUGGAUGAACCCAAUCCGAAUAGUCCGGCAAACAGCCAGGCCGCCCAGCUGUACCAGGAGAAUAAGAGGGAAUAUGAAAAACGUGUUUCUGCAAUAGUAGAACAAAGUUGGCGUGACUGUUGACCACAAGUGGAGUAAAAGAAGAGGCUGGUCAUAAAAAAUGUGUUUAUCACAUUAAUGCUAAUGUCAUUACAUUUACUUUACAAAAGCAAAUAGCUGUUGUGCUGUUUCUGUCUUCCUUUGCCAAGCUUUUUCUGCCUCUCUACUAUCCUUGUUGACAUGAGACACUCUAUGAAAUCCAAUGUACUGUACCUGGGUUACUUGCAAACAUUACUAGUGCUUAACUCUUCUGUUGUGUGUCUGUAGCCUCCUGGGCAGUUACCUUUAUUUCUGAGCUUUACACUAGACUUUUAAAAUGUUAUGUUCGUGGCUCUGAUGCAUAUUCUAAUGACCAGGAUUUACAUAUAUAUACAUAUAUGUAUGUAUGUAUAUAUAUA
Molecule: messenger RNA, 989 nt
Organism: Dipodomys ordii (Ord's kangaroo rat)
Lineage: Eukaryota; Metazoa; Chordata; Mammalia; Rodentia; Heteromyidae
Gene: Ube2a
Product: ubiquitin-conjugating enzyme E2A
Exons: 6
Coding region: 157-615 (152 amino acids)
Biological process (GO): protein polyubiquitination; proteasome-mediated ubiquitin-dependent protein catabolic process; DNA repair
Cellular component (GO): HULC complex
Molecular function (GO): ubiquitin conjugating enzyme activity
Source: RefSeq, a predicted model, not a curated record